GGAUGGGAUUGUGCGGGAGGCGUAUGAGGAGCUGAGGGAGGUUGCGGGGAAGGAGAUGACGCUGCAGACGGCGGCGGAGGCAUGGGAUAUUAUCCAGAAGCGCAUUGCCCAGAUUAUGGAGCUUGCGGGUGAUGCCGCUCAGGAUAUUUUGAACAACCACCCUGAGAUUAAGUCGAAAGUUGGCGGUUCCGUCGACCAGCUGAAGCAGAUGGGCGAUCAGUACGGACCGGAAACUAAGAAGCAGGUCGAUCAGACCUUUGACCAGAUCAAGGAUAUCAUGAGCAGCGGUCUCAGCGCCGAUACGGCUACGAAGAUCAAGAAGGUGGUUGACGAGAAGAUCGAGUUGGUGAAGAAGUUGAGAGAUGAGGCGUGGAGGAAGGGCAUCGAGCAGGCGAAGCCUUACCUCGACAAGAACCCGAAAGUCAAGGAGCUGGUUGAGGAGAAUAAAGACUCGUUGAUGAAAGGGGACAUGGGCGAACUAUGGGACAAGGUGAAGAAUGCGGUAAACUCAGGCAACACCGAGGAUCUGGAGAAGUAUGUGAAAGAUGCAGCAGGGAAGGCCAAGGACAGUCGAUUGGGAGGACUGGAUACGUAUCUCAACAUGGUACCGGGCGCGGAGAAGCUCGUGCCCCAGCUCAAGUCGCUCAGCGAGGUUGCGCAAAAGCAUGGGAAGGAGGCGGAGGAUCUGCUGAAGGAGACUGUGAAUGAGGUUUCGAAGGUCUUGUCGAAGAAGGCAGAAAAGGCGGAGGAGAUUGCGAAGAAGGCUGAGAAGGAGGCCAAGUGAGGGACCUAAUGGUUCCCUGUAUAUAGAUACCUCCCUGUAGCAUUAUCACCUUGGUCAAAAUCAAAAGUUGCUUCUCGAG
Mytilinidion resinicola is the source of this 863-nucleotide messenger RNA. RefSeq lists its product as uncharacterized. Lineage: Eukaryota; Fungi; Ascomycota; Dothideomycetes; Mytilinidiales; Mytilinidiaceae. Bases 56 to 784 code for a protein of 242 amino acids. The transcript has 2 exons. The record is from RefSeq and is a predicted model, not a curated record.